UCACCUCAAUUUGACCCUCCCCUGUUCAUCUGGAGUGUGCCAUCGAAACACCAUCCAUUUGGUUACGAGAAAGUGAAGGCCACUCCAAACAUGGAAGAUAUCUUCAAUUUGUUUUUCAAGAUUGACACUGAUUAUGAUGAGGUGAUCACCCCCGAUGACUUGGAGGAAUAUGUGGCCAGACACAAUUUGAAUCCAUGCAUGAUCCAGCGCUGGAAGACUUUAUUUGGUGCUGAGCAGACUGGAAUAAUAGAACUGGAAAAGUUUUGUGAAGUGCUUGGGCUACGUGCCCAAAGAGAUCAACUUGGCUCUACUCAUGAAUUUGCUGACCAACCUGAUUCGUACACCGGCGUUGUUCAGAUGGCUGGGGAUAUGCCUGAAAACAUUAAGGAGCAAAUUAGCGACGAGGCCCGGCGACUUUUGGGGAUGUUUCCAAAACUCCAACCGUGUGAAAUCACCAAACGAUUGAAAGCUUAUCUGGACGUAGAAUAUGGUCGCGCAUGGCACGUUGUGCUCACAAACGGUUCGUUCCACGUCAAUUUCUCCCAUGCUCCUGAGUGCUCCUUCCAGUUUCGAGUGGCCAAUCAAAACUUUCUUUUAUGGCAAACCCCCCUUCCCUGAGUCCCGAUGCAGACGUAACAACAACAACUGACCAACUUAGGGCUACCCCUUUGCGAACCUGAUUCGUUUUACUCUACUUGAGUCACCUUUAUGGGAAUGUUCUCGCUAUUUGUCUAGCUUCUCUGUGUGCCUUAUCACAGCGCAACUUUACGGUAGGUUUCAUGCUUUGGUAUGUGUCGCAGUGGUUGUAGAAUUGAAUUGUUUGACAAUUCGGUCCACUUCUUUUUCAUCCCUUCAAUCGACCUCUAACGUGGAUGUCCAAUUAGUAUUCACAUAAACCAGGAUUGUGAAACACGCUGCAUGCCGG
Messenger RNA from Dicrocoelium dendriticum, 925 nucleotides. NCBI's taxonomy places the organism in Eukaryota, Metazoa, Platyhelminthes, Trematoda, Plagiorchiida, Dicrocoeliidae. The record is from the annotation of a GenBank genome assembly.